Molecule: messenger RNA, 2518 nt
Organism: Theobroma cacao (cacao)
Lineage: Eukaryota; Viridiplantae; Streptophyta; Magnoliopsida; Malvales; Malvaceae
Source: RefSeq, a predicted model, not a curated record
AAUUGGGUUUCAGGUUCAUCUUUUCCAAUUGCCUCCGAACGCUUUCACUUCACUUCCUUCAUCCAUGGUUGUAGUUUUUUCCUUUUUCUAUUUUAAGUUUAAUAGCUUCCGAUCAAACCAAGCUCUCUCUUCAGUCGCCUACCCACAUAUCAAUCUGAUUUCUGGUGGAAGAUUUGAUUAAAGAUUUCGGGUUCUCCUCUUCGCUGAUUUGGAUAAAUUUGAAAUGGUACGUUGAAACACACUGGUAUAGGUACAUACCGUUUUCAGAACAUAACCUAAACGCCCCCUGGUAUAGUAUUGACUACCUUUCUCUCUCGCUUUCUCUUUCUUCUUGAUGCUUCGAGCUUCACUCAAUCUCCUAAACCAAAGCCUAACUAAAUCAACCAACUUCUAUGUAAACUUUAUACCAAAAUUACCCUAUUCUUCCUCUCCUUCUGCUUCUUCAUCACUUCAAACCAUCCAAAAUUCUCACUCCAAACCACUCUCAAAUCCACUUUACAACCUUCUUCCUGAAACCCAAAACCCCAAUCAAAUAGUCAACCUCAUUUCCUCAUCUCUCAAACAGACCAAUUCUCAAUUAAUCCAUCUCCAAAAUGACAUAAAACCCCUUAUUCAUCAUCUGAGUUGCCAUGAAAUCACAAGGGUGUUGUUGAGAUUUCAGUCUGAUGGUUUUUCAGCUUUAACUUUCUUCAACUGGGUUAAAAAUGAUCUGGGUAUUAAACUUUCUUCACAUAACUAUUGUUACAUUAUCCAUAUAUUGGCUUGGUGUAAGAAGUUCUCUUUAGCAAUGAAAUUGUUAUGUGAAUUGAUUGAUUAUGUUAAGGAUUGUUCAAAUUGUGAAAAUGUUUUUGGAAGUUUGGUUUUUUGUAGUAAAGAUUGUAACUUUGAUCCUGUUGUUUUUGAUAUGCUUAUUAAGGGUUACGUAAGAAAGGGUAGGGUUAGAGAAGGUUUUAUGACUUUUAGAAACAUUUUGGAGGUUGGGUUUUUGCCCAGUGUGAUUUCUUGUAAUUGUCUUUUGAAUGGGCUUUUGAGGUUGAAUUUUGUUGAUCAAUGUUGGCUACUGUAUGAAGAGAUGUGUAGAGUGGGGAUUCAUCCAAAUUCUUACACUUUUAAUAUAUUGACUCAUGUUUUUUGUAAAGAUGGAAAUGCUGAUAAAAUUAAUGAGUUUUUGGAGAGGAUGGAAGAAGAAGGGUUUGAUCCUGAUUUGGUCACAUAUAAUACUCUGAUUAGUAGCUAUUGUCGGAAAGGGAGACUGAAUGAUGCAUUCUAUUUGUAUAGGAUUAUGUAUCGGAGGAAUGUGGUGCCAGAUUUGGUUUCAUAUACUGCAUUGAUGAAUGGUCUUUGUAAAGAAGGGAGGGUGAGAGAGGCUCAUCAGUUAUUCCAUAGAAUGGUUCAUCGAGGAUUGAGUGCGGACAUCGUGUCAUAUAAUACUCUUAUUUCUGGUUACUGUAAGGAGGGGAGGAUGCAAGAGUCAAAAUAUCUGAUGCAUGAGAUGAUAGGAAAUGGGAUUUGCCCAGAUAGUUUUACUUGUCGAGUUCUUGUAGAAGGAUAUGGGAAACAGGGUAGGUUAAUUUCAGCUUUGAAUUUGGUUGUAGAACUUAGGAGAUUCAGGGUGUCAGUGUCUUCAGGUAUUUAUGAUUAUUUAAUGGUUUCUUUAUGUCAUGAGGAUCGGCCAUUUGCCGCAAAGAAUCUCCUUGGAAGAAUCUCUGAGGAUGGUUAUGUGCCUAAACUGGAUAUCUAUAAUGAAUUGAUUGAGUCAUUCUGCAGAUGUGAUAGUGUGGCAGAUGCAUUACACCUAAAAGCCGAGAUGGCACAAAGGAGAAUAAAGGUUGAUCUUGUUGCAUAUAGAGCUCUUAUAUGCUGCUUGUGUAGAACAGGUAAAUGUCGCGAGGCUGAAUCCUUGAUGAAAGAAAUGCUUAAAUCUGGUAUUCUUCCUGAUCCCCAAAUAUGCAGGGCACUGAUACAUUGCUACUGCAAGCGAUUGGAUUUUGAUAAAGCAGAGUCGAUGUUGAACUUCUUUGCCAAGGAAUUCCAAAUUUUUGAUACUGAAAGUUACAAUUGUCUUGUCAGUGUAUUAACUGAGGAUGGUGAUAUGAAUAAGUUAAUGGAGCUUCAGGAUAGAAUGCUGAAAGUGGGGUUUGCACCUAAUAGCCUGACGUGCAAACUUGUAAUCCAUGGUUUAUUGAAAUCUACUGCUAGAUUGGAAAAAAACGAAAGUUUGUUGAGAACUGGAGAGUUUUUGAAGGGAAUUCUAAGGGAGACUGCCGGAGGACCCUUGGAAAAAUGGGACAACGUUGCAAACAAUGCCAAAAAAAAGGUUGUAAUAAUCAGCAGCAUUUGACCAGUUAGGGUUCUUUUACAGUUUGUAUUAUAUGUUAUACAUUUGACCCUGCAACUUUUUACUUUUUAUAAAAGGGUCCCCUGUUGUUUUCCAAUUGAUGCUUGAUCCCAUGAAAUUUACUCCUGUAUUCAUACAGGACUAGGUUAUCAACCUUUACGAAAACGAAACUUUGCAUGA